UAUGUAGACUAUCUGUCAUAUUGUUGUGGAGAAAUUUUAGAUUAAUCAAUUGUAAUUUUGACGUUUAGGCACGUAUGUGUAUAAAUCAUCGAAGACCAAUGAUUAAAUAAAUCAUGAAUUAAUUCAAGUUAAUUAAAUUAUAGUGAUGGCCUCUAGAAGAUGGUUUCAUCCUUGUAUAACUGGAAAGAAAGCUGAAUCACUACUUCUGACAUCAGGUGUUGAAGGAUCAUUUCUGGCCAGACAUUCUCGCAGCAGCCCUGGAGAUUUCACUUUAUCUGUUCGUCGAGGAAAUGAAGUUACCCAUAUUAAAAUACAAAACAAUGGUGAUUUUUUUGAUCUCUACGGAGGUGAAAAGUUUGCUACGCUGGCCGAACUAGUUCAAUAUUAUUCAGAAAAUGGUGGUCAAUUGAAGGAAAAGAAUGGUGAUUGUAUAGAGUUGAGAACUCCUUUAAUUUGUGCUGAUCCUACUACUGAAAGAUGGUUUCAUGGAAACUUAUCUGGAAAAGAAGCAGAGAAAUUGAUAUUAGAAAGGGGCAAAAAUGGUUCAUUUUUAGUUAGAGAAUCACAGAGUAAACCAGGUGAUUAUGUUCUCUCUGUUAGAACUGAUGAUCGAGUUACACAAGUCAUGAUUCGGUGGCAGAAAGACUUUUAUGAUGUUGGAGGAGGUGAACAAUUUGCAACAUUGUCUGAGUUAAUAGAACAUUACAAAAGAAAUCCCAUGGUUGAAACUACUGGUCAUGUUGUACAUCUUAAGCAGCCUUUUAAUGCAACAAGAAUUCAUGCCUCUGGUAUACAUUUUCGAGUUCAACAAUUACAGAAAGAAAAUGGUGCUAGUGGGACUGGUAAAGCGGGUUUUUGGGAAGAAUUUGAGUCAUUGCAGCAACAAGAAUGUCGACAUUUAUUUUCAAGAAAAGAAGGACAAAAGGCUGCAAAUCGGGCGAAAAACCGUUACAAAAAUAUUUUACCAUUUGAUCAUACUCGAGUUGUUCUGAGAAAUGGAGAUGCUCAAGUACCAGGAUCAGAUUAUAUUAACGCCAACUACAUUCGACAAAAUGCUGAUGAAAAUGGGGAAUGCACUGGUAAGAUAUUUUUAACGACAAAUGGAAAAGUAUACAUUGCAACACAAGGUUGCUUACCCUGCACAGUUGCUGACUUUUGGGCUAUGAUCUGGCAAGAGAAAGUAAGAGUUAUUGUAAUGACGACAAAGGAGUUAGAAAGGGGAAAAAUUAAGUGUGCCAGAUACUGGCCGGAUGAGAACCAAACAAAACAUUGGGGUAAAGCAAAUGUAACAACUGUGAAAGAAAUGCACACUGCUGAUUACACUUUGCGAGAGUUCCAUUUGAAAUGGGAAGGACCACUGGAACAGAAUGAUAUUUCAAGAGACAGAAGUGUUUGGCAUUUUCAUUUCCAGGCAUGGCCAGAUCAUGGUGUACCUAGUGAUCCAGGAUGUGUACUUAGCUUUUUGCAUGAUGUUAAUGCUCGUCAAGAACAGAUUGCACAGAUUGAAGGUAGUGCUGCUGGUCCUAUUUGUGUUCAUUGUUCUGCUGGAAUUGGUCGCACUGGAACAUUUAUAGUGGUCGAUAUGAUAUUGGAUCAAAUCAAGAAACAAGGUUUAGAAUGUGAAAUUGAUAUUCAACGUACUGUUCAGAUGGUUAGAUGUCAACGUUCUGGCAUGGUCCAGACUGAAGCCCAAUAUAAAUUUGUUUAUUUUGCAGUUCAACAUUAUAUGGAAACCUUACAUCAAAGAAUACAUGCAGAUCAGAAAUCAACUCGCGAAUAUACAAAUAUCCGUUAUACUAGCGAUGUCAAUCACUCAUCAAUGCCUGUAGAAUUAUUGGGCAUGCCCAAGAAUCAAGCCCUUAAAGAUAAUCUUCCAAGACCACCAGACGAUCUUGAUUCUGCUUUCAACAUAAAUGAAAAGGAAGAAAGUAAUGAAAAAUCGUUCUUAGUGAACCAAACAGUUGGUCGAGCACAGCAAAAAAACAGUAAAGUUGUGAUGAUGCCACUGUGUUCGACUGCCGUGAAUGAGAGUCCUCCACCACCACCACCAAGGAAAGCCGCGCUGUGAUAAUAAUCAAUGAAUCCUGGAGUUUUUAUUAAUUUGUGCGUGUUUUCCGAGCAAUAAACCCAAAGAAAACAUAGUUUUUGGAAGUUAUUCGUGACCUUUUGGAAUCAGUUAUGUUCCAUCAAUUAAGCUCCAAUACUAUCUUCAAAACCCUUUUAUUUUCUAUUUGG
Molecule: messenger RNA, 2235 nt
Organism: Ctenocephalides felis (cat flea)
Lineage: Eukaryota; Metazoa; Arthropoda; Insecta; Siphonaptera; Pulicidae
Gene: csw
Product: tyrosine-protein phosphatase corkscrew
Exons: 13
Coding region: 146-2068 (640 amino acids)
Biological process (GO): protein dephosphorylation
Molecular function (GO): protein tyrosine phosphatase activity
Source: RefSeq, a predicted model, not a curated record